Messenger RNA from Scheffersomyces coipomensis, 1295 nucleotides. Its product is annotated as hydroxyacyl-thioester dehydratase. Bases 158 to 1096 code for a protein of 312 amino acids. Gene Ontology annotation, molecular function: (3R)-hydroxyacyl-[acyl-carrier-protein] dehydratase activity. Gene Ontology annotation, cellular component: mitochondrion. The transcript has a single exon. The record is from RefSeq and is a predicted model, not a curated record. Lineage: Eukaryota; Fungi; Ascomycota; Pichiomycetes; Serinales; Debaryomycetaceae.
AUGAGCUUCUUUUAAAUUUUGUUGUGCGGCGAGGAUGUGAAAAUUUUAAAUAUUGCGGUAUAGAUGUAUACCCACAUAUAUCAAAGAAAAAGGUAAAAAGUGAAUCUUCUGACUAUAUAUAAAUAUUCAGAGGAUAUGUUAGAUCAAUUAUAAAACCAUGACAAAUUUAAUAUCAAAGAGUAUAAUAUAUGAUUGGGUUAAAUUUAUUAAACUACAGCAAUGGAACUUGAAAGAUAAUUUAUCAAUUGGAUCACAUAAUAAAUUAAUUGACUUAUUGAAUGAUAUAUUUCAACCUCAUGCAUAUAGUUCACAACCUAAUUUAAAUCAUUUUAUAAAGCCAUUACUGACGAUUAAUCAAUUGAAUGGGAUUCAAUCGGGAUUUCACUUUUUAUAUUGUAAUCAAUCCAAUUUACAACUUGGUCAUGAUGGAUAUGAUAAUUAUCAAGCUCCAUAUGAUAUUCUGAAUGGUACUUCGUUAUAUUUAAGGAGAAUGUGGGUUAAAGGAGAUAUCACAUUUAAUCGAACCAAUAUUGAAAGUAAUGAUUUAAUUGAAUGUGAAGAGAAAGUAUCAUCAGUUAGGAUUGUACAAGAUUCUGUGUUUGUUAAUAUAAUACGAGAUUUCAUUAAUAAAAAUAAAGAAAAUUCAAUUUUACAAGAAUCAAGAACUUUGGUAUAUACUAAUGAGUUAUAUAAUGAUCCUCCUAUAACCACUAGUUUUAUAGAUUCCCAUUUAACUGAUUCAAUUGAUUUAAAACUUUCUCAACAAGAUUUAUUGAAAUAUAGUAUGAUGACUUUCAAUCUUCAUAAAAUCCAUAUAAGUAGACAAUAUUCAUGUAAUGUGGAGAAUUUAUCAAAUUUGAUAAUCCAUGGACCAUUAAUGAUUACAUUAUUAUUGCAAUGGUUUGAAAAAGUAAAUCAGAAAUCAAUCGUAUCGAUUAAUUAUAAAAUUAUACGACCAAUAUUUAUGAAUGAUGAAUUUAGUUUAGGGUUUGGACCAGUGGAAGGUAGUAAAGAUAAUAGUUAUAAUGUGGUUAUAUAUAGUAAAAGUCUAGGGGUGAAAUAUUUAGAUGGUAUAGUUAAAGUGGAGUCAUCUUAGAUGUUAAUACUACAUGUAAAAUGAUUUGCAGUACUAAUACAUUAUAAUUAGCGAGGAGUCAAAUGUAGUGAAGAAUUUAAUGCGCUACCAGAUCUUAAUUCUUUAAUUUCAAAUCACGUGAAUGCUCACCAUAUUUUUUUAUUUUUGUCUGUCUGUCUGUCUGGUUUAGUUCAGUUUUGUCACAUUGUUUUUGUUUGGC